Molecule: messenger RNA, 1794 nt
Organism: Ectocarpus siliculosus
Lineage: Eukaryota; Phaeophyceae; Ectocarpales; Ectocarpaceae
Source: the annotation of a GenBank genome assembly
AUGGCCAACUACCAGAGCAUCGAUACACGGCCUGCAGGCAUGGCCCCAGACGCCUCCGAAUCCCUUCCCCGCCAGCCCGAGAAGUCCUGCACGGACUCCUGCGCGAUCAGCUGCCUCAAGUGCACGGACGCAUGCUUCCCGUGGUACAAGUGGCCUUGCCAAUGCGGCCUGGUCCCGCUCUACAUGCGCCGGAUCUUCCUCAACAAGUUCAACCUUCUGCCGGUGGACGAGGUCAACCCUCCCGUGGUCCCCCCGCCCCCGGCCGGAGGUGUUCCCGUGUACCACCGUACCGUCACCGGCCACUACAACGAGCUCGACUGCCCCGCCGCCGGGGGAGCCAACGAGGCCUUGGGCCGCAACUGCCCCGGCUACGCGCCCGGCUCUCGCCGCGAGAACAUCCCCGACCCUUUCCUUGUGGCGCAGAAGCUCCUGGCUCGCCGCCCGUCGGGACCGAACAAGGACUUCUUCAAGCCGGCCGGCGCGCAGCUGAACGUCCUCGCUGCGGCUUGGAUCCAGGCCAUGGUGCACGACUGGGUGGACCAUACGGAGGCCGAUCCCACCGAGCUGUCUGGCGGCGCGGCCCACGGCUGCCCCAUGAACAAGUUCAAGUUUAAGAAAACGGGCGCCACCGCGAGCACGAACAACCACCAGGCCUACCGCAACCCCCGCACCCACUGGUGGGACGUGUCCUUCGUCUACGGCAGCGACGAGGAUACCCUCAGGCGCACCCGCACCUUCGAGGGCGGCAAGAUUCUGGCCGGCAGCGACGGGGUCAUGGACCACACCCCGGAGGGGAACAUCGCCUCGGGAGACAACAAGAACUCGUGGGUGGGCGUGUCCCUCCUGCAGGCGCUCUUCUCGAUGGAGCACAACUCGAUCGCCGACGAGAUCGCCGCUGCGCACCCCACCUGGAACGACGAGGAGAUUUUCCGCAAGGCUCGCCUGGGCGUGAGCGCCAUCGUGGCCAAGGUACACACGAUCGACUGGACUGUGGAGCUCCUCAAGAACCCCAUCCUGCGCACCGCCAUGAGGGCCAACUGGUACGGCAUCAUCGGUGAGUGAGGGUGUCCGAUGAGUGCUGCUGCUGCUGGAGAGGAGUGAAAAGUGGGCGUGAACUCUGACUUCUUGCUGACCCAACCUCCCCUGAUGGACUGCACGCUGCUGCUGCUGCUGCUGCUGUAUUUUUGUUUUCGUUGGUCCCAGGCAAGUUCUUGAAGGAGAACACGUUCCUCGGUAAGGCCGGGAACACGCUCAUCUCCGGCCUCGCCAACCUCAAGGAGGUGAGAGAGGCAUUCCGAGACGUGUGGCGGUGCUUGGUGUUGUUCAGGCACUUGUAGGCUCUGGCAGGAGAUGUAAGUAUGGGCAAGCUAGAAGCUACCCCCUGGGAGAGGCGUUGCUCACGUCGUCGUCGGAGAGAGAGAGAGUUUUUUGCUGCCCGUCUGGUGGUGGUGGUGGCAGUAGCGCCAAGGCACGUGGCGCCUUUGGUUGUUGAACGUCAUGUGUUUUGAGUGGAGGUUGGCGAGAGGCUGGUGCUGGUAGUAGGGCUGGCGGCGGUACCUGCGCCUUUGGGUGUUCACGCCACUAUGAACGGCACGUGCCUGCGCCCAAACGGCAUGCGUUUGCAUCAAAUCCAGUUGGUAGACAAGGCGCGAAGCCGCUUGGGGUUUUCGUGUUGUGCAUCAGUCACCGACCGCGUUCCUCCACAACGGCGUGUCCUGUGCCGUCGAAUGAGCACGAGGAGGGCAAACAGGACGGCUUGAUCUGGUCCCAGCGGUGUCGAACUUCAUGGACAGA